UGUCAUGUUUUGGAUUAUUUCUGUUCAUAUCAUCUCGUGUCAAACUCCUCCCUCUGACCAUAUUUGGUUCUUCCUCCAGGUGAGGUCACUGGCGGCUCAGUUUGGCCCCGCCCUGCAGGCCCACCUGAGUCUGGCGUUCCAGGACCUGCAGGUGUACAGCCAGCGGAGGACGCUCUGCGGCUCCGAGCAGCAGUCGCUGAACACAGACGAGGCCCCUGGGAGCCCGGAGCACCCCAGGGAGCUGUUCCAGGUCCUCCUGCAGAGUCAGGAGGAGGCGGCGCCGUGCAGGUACCUGCUGCAGGGGGCGCUGGUGCAACGCUGCCCGACGCUGGCUGUGCUGGCCGCCUGUCAUAAGGGGGCGGAGCCUCUGCCGUGUCUCUGUGUGUGGCUGCUGACCUCCGUCGACAAAGUCGCCGCUGGAGAAGCCAUCUCCCACCUGGCUGAAGCCCCGCAGCACCACGAGUGGACGCUGCACGACCUGUCAAUCAUCUGGAGGACGCUGCUGGGGCGGGGCCACGUCAGGCCCCUGCUGAGAGGCUUCCAGCUCUUCCAGAGGGACUGUCCUCUGGUGUUGGUGUUGAGGAUGUUUGAGUUUUGUUGCGACUACAGGAACUUCUCUGAGGCCAAAGCGAAGCUGCUGGACUUCCAGAGGACGCUCAUCGCUCUGAGGAACGGAGGCCCGGCGCCCUCUGGUGGACUCCCGCUGCAGUGGGUGGAGAGUCAGGCCUCCGUGCUGCUCCUCACGAUGCUGCAGCGCUGCUCCUCCCAGUACGACCUCCACCGGCUGCUGCAGCUGCUGGCCGACGUCGACAAACUCCUCAAAUCUAACGGUGAGAUCACAAAACCGCUCAGGAGAAGACACACAUUAUUAACCCUUUAA
Messenger RNA from Plectropomus leopardus (leopard coralgrouper), 880 nucleotides. Lineage: Eukaryota; Metazoa; Chordata; Actinopteri; Perciformes; Serranidae. The record is from RefSeq and is a predicted model, not a curated record.